Neurospora hispaniola is the source of this 1727-nucleotide messenger RNA. RefSeq lists its product as uncharacterized. The record is from RefSeq and is a predicted model, not a curated record. The transcript is spliced from 2 exons. Bases 400 to 1401 code for a protein of 333 amino acids. Lineage: Eukaryota; Fungi; Ascomycota; Sordariomycetes; Sordariales; Sordariaceae.
GUGUAGUGUAAAGAUUGCGGCAAAGCAUGCGGCAGUUCAUCCGGAGUGUCAAAAUGAGUUCUUGUUCAGGAAAGUGGUGAUGUCAUCACCGGCCCCACUUUUAUAGCUGUACCUGGAGCUAACGUCACGACCUGAUGAUCGAGGAUGUUCCCCCUCAGUCUCGACCGGUGUAGCACAGUAGUGACGUUAACGAACUCUUGUUGAGGAAACAUCAAAAAGUCAAUUACUACCUCCUUGCGUAUUUUCCCCUCUUCUAAUCUCUCCCUCUUCUCAUCUCCAACCUCCAAUUCAUCUCAGGAUUCCCUAACCAGAGACCAAACACACUAACAAUCACUACCACUUACACCACCAACCACCUACCGACAAGAAACAAAACAACAACAAACACCACAAGGCAACAUGCAGUCCAUCCUCCAAAAAGCCACCGGCAUUGGCCCCAAGCCUGUCCAGCCCACCGACCUCAACGGCCGCGUAGCCGUCGUGACCGGCGGCGCCUUCGGCAUCGGCUUUGAAGUUUCUCGCGCCCUCGCCAAUGCCGGCUGCCGUGUCAUCAUGGUGAACCGCAAGGAAGAGCAAGGCGACGAUGCCAAAGCAACCAUCACCGCCGAGACCCCCGGCGCAGUCGUUGAAUGGCGCGAAUGCGACAUGGGCAACCUUUCGCAGGUUCGCUCCGUCUUCUCGGAACUGCGCGAGCAGCUCGACCGGCUCGAUUUCCUGGUUCUGUCGGCGGGCAUCAACACGAACCAGUACGGACUGGAUGCGGACGGGAUCGAUCGGCACUUUGGUGUGAACUACUUGGGACAGUAUUAUGUGGUCAAUCAACUGUACCCGGUGCUGAAGAAGACGAGCAAGUUGCCGAAUACCCCCGCGCCGAGGGUGGUGUUUGAGGCGAGCGAGAUGCAUCGGGCGGCGCCCAGCGCGGUGCAUUUUGCUAGUCUCGAUGAGAUCAACAACCCGGACUUGGGACCGACGGAGUUGUACGGGAGGACCAAGCUGGCGAUGAUUCUGUUUGCCAAGUACGGGCUGGCGGAGAAGGUGAUUAAGAAGAACGGGGACAACAUCUAUGCGGCUUCGGUGCAUCCUGGUGCAGUCAACACCGCCAUGCAACAACAAUGGAAGGACGCCUACCCUGGCAUCACCGGCAAACUUCUCACAUGGGCCACACUGGCCUUUGGCCGCGAUGUGAAGCAGGGGUCUUAUAGUGCCUUGUGGGCGCUUACUGACCCCAAGAUCGAGGAACAGAACUUGAACGGAUGGUACUUCAGUGACCCUGACCAGCCUGGCAAGGAGACUUCCCAGGCUUCCGACCCCGUUCUGGGUCAGGCUCUCUGGGAUCUGAGCGAGCGCAUCAUCAAGGAUAAGCUUGGCGAGGAUGCUUUGGUUGACUGGUACUCUGCUUAAAGUACCUACACGUCAAAGGGGAGGAUGAAGAGUGAUCACUUUCUUGUAACGACGACAUGACCUAGAGAUUACCUGCCUUAACUUGAUAGCAAGCAAACAAGCAUUUUGGUUCACAACAUUCGAUAGGAAAUUACUGACCAUACUAUGGUCAGUGACGACAUUUACCCUCACCGUCCUUACACAUCAAGCAUACAUGUAUCACUUAUAAGUAAUAGCCUGGCACUCGCGGGGUCCCUGAACAUGGUGGGGCGGGUGAAGUGAAACCCUUUGGGCUGGCUCGUCUCUCAUGGAAGCCAUUUUUACACAUGUCGAAAUUGUUUCUUUUG